This is a messenger RNA of Zea mays, 2029 nucleotides long. RefSeq lists its product as uncharacterized. Gene Ontology annotation, molecular function: transmembrane transporter activity. Lineage: Eukaryota; Viridiplantae; Streptophyta; Magnoliopsida; Poales; Poaceae. The transcript has 3 exons. Gene Ontology annotation, biological process: transmembrane transport. The coding region runs from base 220 to 1749 and encodes 509 amino acids. Gene Ontology annotation, cellular component: membrane. The record is from RefSeq and is a predicted model, not a curated record.
AUGGAAUGGCCAGUCAGCCAUUAACGGUAGUGUUCCUAAAGUUUACUUUUACUCCAUCCGAAGGCUAGUGGUAAUAUAGAAUUCCCGCCAAGACAAGAUCACAAGACCCAAGAUCGCCGGCGGCUUCUGGAUCGCUAGCAGUGGCGGGCUGGCGGCCACCCCGAUGCCGAACUAAACUUCCCAUCCCAUCCCGCGGCGAGAGGAGAGGAACUCGGACGGAUGGGGCCGGCGGCGUGGGAGCGGCGGCGGACGCUGGUGCUGGUGAACCUGGCGUCCAUCAUGGAGUGCGCCGACGAAGCGCUGCUGCCGGCGGUGUACCGGGAGGUCGGCGCCGCGCUCCAUGCGACGCCCGCGGGGCUAGGCGCUCUGACACUGUGCCGCUCCAUCGUGCAGGCCGCCUGCUACCCGCUGGCCGCCUACGCCGCGGCGCGCCACAACCGCGCCCACGUCAUCGCCGUCGGAGCCUUCCUGUGGGCCGCCGCCACGUUCUUCGUCGGCGUGUCGGAUACCUUCCUACAGGUUGCGAUCUCACGCGGCCUGAACGGGAUUGGCCUAGCUCUGGUGGUGCCAUCGGUCCAGUCCCUGGUCGCCGACUCCACCGAGGAGGGCAGGCGCGGCACGGCGUUCGGGUGGCUGCAGCUCGCCAGCAGCCUCGGGUCCAUCUCUGGCGGUUUCGUCGGCCUGCUCCUGGCGCAGACCACGGUUCUCGGCGUCGCCGGCUGGCGUGUCGCGUUCCACCUCGUGGCGGCUAUCAGCGUUGCGGUCGGGGCCCUGAACUGGUUCCUCGCCGUGGAUCCCCAUUUCACGACGAGCGAGAAAGUUGGCGUCCCGGCGGUCGGCAAGCGGCCUGCCACCGCGCGGCAGGUGGUGGCGGAGAUGAUCGAGGAUUCCAAGUUCGUGGUGCGGAUCCCGACGUUCCAGAUCUUCGUGGCGCAGGGGGUCAGUGGCUCGUUCUCGUGGUCGGCACUGUCCUUCGGGUCGAUGUGGCUGGAGCUGAUCGGGUUCAGCCACGCUGACACCGCCGUGCUCAUGACCAUCUUCUGGGUGGCCUGCUCCCUCGGCGGACUGCUCGGCGGAAAGAUGGGCGACGCCCUCGCCGUACGGUACCCAGACGCCGGCAGGAUCGUCCUGUCUCAGAUCAGCGCCGGCUCGGCAGUUCCCUUGGCCGCCGUGCUGCUGCUGGGGCUCCCCGAGGACCCGUCUGCCGGAGUUGCCUACGGCGUCGUCCUGUUCGUCACUGGCGUCCUCAUCUCCUGGAACGGACCUGCCACAAACUUCCCUAUCAUGGCGGAGAUCGUCCCAGAGAAAUCAAGAACUAGCAUAUAUGCCCUGGACGGGACAUUCGAGUCAGUGCUGGCGUCCUUCGCGCCUCCCAUCGUGGGACUCCUAGCUCAACGUGUGUUCGGCUACAAUCCAGACGACAAGGGGAAGAGCGUUCAACGGGAUCGGCAGAACGCGGCUUCCCUGGCCAAGGCCUUGUACACGUCCACAGCGAUACCAUUCAUAGUCUGCACCUCCAUAUACUCGUUCUUGUACUGCAGCUACCCCAGGGACAGGGACCGUGCGCGCAUGCAGUCUUUAGUGGAAUCGGAGUUGCGACAAAUGGAGGAGCAAGGAACUUCUUGCCUGGAAGACGGUAAUGGACAUCGGGACGAUGGUCAACUAGAUGGAGUUACCUGUGACAGUAAGGAGCUGGGUGAUGAGGCCGAGAUGGAUACUGUAAGAUUGUUGGCAGACCGUGAACCGUGAGAUGAGCAAGAAGAUUGCACAUUUUAAGAUUAAAUUAAUUACUAAAGCAAAAUAUUGGAUAAGUUAAUAAAACACGCUCACGUAGCAGAUUAAAUUUGUCUUGAAGUUGAACGCAUCUAACGUAAGCACAUAUGAUAAACUCAUUAUUACUCACAUCAUUAGAUGUUGCACUCAGUGAGUAGUCUUAUGAUCGUUGCCAAAAAACCUAAUUCGCUCAAACUCGUGCAGGUUCUUUAGUGGAGCGAAGUUUUGGAGACACUACUCUCUCUACCAUUGUUAA